CUAAACAAAAUUUUGAUAACUCUCGGAGAAAUUAAGAUCCAAGAGAAGACGGAAACGAAAAUUUUGAAAGUUUCAUGAUCGUAAAAAAUUUCCCACUCUUUCCCGCUCUGUAAAAAUGUUUCUCUUCCUCCCUCUCCAAAAUUUCCCUCCAAUCCAUCUUCCAUAACCAAGCGCAUGCAGAAAUCGAAUCCAUCAGAUUCAUCUUUCAACAAUCUACAGAAAAUAAUCAAUGGACAAUGGUUGCGGCAUUUCCAAAACCAUUUGUUCAAUCUGCUACGAGGAUCUUAAGCCUAUUGUUGAGGAUCUUCAAUCCAUCUCCAUCUGUGGCCAUGUCUUCCACGAGCUCUGUUUACAGCAGUGGUUUGAGUAUUGUUCGAAUGGGAAGAAGAAGUACAGUUGUCCUAUGUGCAAGCAGAACUGUGUGGCCAAAGAUGUCGCGCGGCUGUAUUUUCAGUCUGUUGGGGAUGCGAAUGAUUCGAUGCUUGCUAAGAAACCGGCCGAUUGGGUUGAGAAAGAUCCGGAGUUGUUGAGAAGUGAGGUCAGGAGGCUGGAAAUGAAGGUCACGGUGCUUAAUUCCACAAUGGAGACUCAGGGGAAGGAUCUCAAAGAACUCAUUGAGGAGCUUCAAUUUUGCCAGGAUGAAGUGAAGAAGGAAGUGGGCUUGAGGAAUGAAGCCAUGAAACAAAAAACUUCAAUGUCUCAAUUGCUUAACUUAAAAUCUGAGGAACUCGAAAAAUCAACAGUUGAGUGCAAAAGGUUGAACGAAAGAAGUAUGGCUUUGGCUAAAGAACUUGCAGCUUUCAAGUUAGUAUCUGAAGUGGAUCUUGAUGAAGAGGAGGUUCGUAAGCUUUCUUCAUUGGGUAGUGGAGCAGACAAUAAAGAUACAAUCGACAUUCUAAGGAAAUCAUUGGUCCUGCGAAAUAGGAGUUAUAAAGAGCUGAUGGCAAAGUGCAAUCUUCUUGGAAGGGGAGAGGCUCGCUAUUGUAAGAAACUUGAGAAGGCAAAAGAGAAAAUAAAUAAGCUAAAGGUAAGGGUCCAAGAACUAGAGAAAUCCAUUGAAGAUAAAGAUAAUGAAGCUCUGAGAGGCUUGAAAGAGGCUAAAAAAUCAGGCGUUCAAGGUAGUGUGUGUUGUAAAUGUAACACGGUAGCAGCAAAAAAUAAGCUCGCUGCUUCACCAGAUGCUUCAGGUUCAACUGCAAGCCAGAUGAACGAACCAUUAUCUUCUAGAAAAGGGAAAAAUUGUGACUUUGCAAGUGAUGUUCAUAUCACCGAUUUGACCUUGGUAGAUUCAGCUAAGAGCAUGUGCUCCUCAAUGAAUAAGAAAUCUUCAGAUUUUUCUCAAAUUAAGGAAGCCAAUUUAGAUUCUAAUAUAGAACGCCAAGUAAGUGAGGAAGAAGCAGAUCAAAGAUCUUACCAUCCUCAGUUGACCGGUUGCAAUUUAGUCCGAAAAAAGGCAGCAGAAAGAACAACCAACCUAGUGAAUACUAUACCUCCAACAGCUACAGUCAAUAAUACAAGCACGACUGCUGUUCCAGGGGAUGAAUGCAUGCCUUUAGUGAUUGAAGACACUGCAGAAUUUGAACCUGUGCUUAACAUUAGACGAGAAUCCUCUAGCCACUUAUCACAUAACAAACCAGGUAUAAGUUUUUCUGGUGGCAUACUUGGCCCUGAUGGAUCAAAUAGGUUCUUGGGUAAAUGGUGCAAACGUGGUCUGACCAAUGGGGGUGCAAUGCCAGGUUCACGUUCUGGUGAUCUGAUUGCAGUUGGCGCUGAUGGGAGAGGUGGACAAAUUAAAGUCCUGAGAUCUCAACAUGAAUCCUCACGGAUCGACACGGUUUCAGCAGGGGCAAAGAGGCACAAGAACGGAGUAAAAGAUGUUAAUAUGCGAAUAGAACACUUCUUUUCAAGGACUUAGUCACUAGACAGCACUAGAUAGCUUCUUUUCUAGGUGUAAAAUUUGUCAUUUUUCGUAACAUAUAGUAGAAGGUAAAGAAGUGAUUAGGCAUGAUCUGUUUUCUUUGCAGAAUUUUUUGGUUUCAUUCUCUUAUUCCUUUUGGAGAAUAGAGUUAUUGGCAACUGGAAAGAGGAUUCUUUU
This is a messenger RNA of Cucurbita pepo subsp. pepo (vegetable marrow), 2095 nucleotides long. Its product is annotated as RING/U-box superfamily protein. The record is from RefSeq and is a predicted model, not a curated record. Gene Ontology annotation, molecular function: zinc ion binding. NCBI's taxonomy places the organism in Eukaryota, Viridiplantae, Streptophyta, Magnoliopsida, Cucurbitales, Cucurbitaceae.